Labrus bergylta (ballan wrasse) is the source of this 3216-nucleotide messenger RNA. The record is from RefSeq and is a predicted model, not a curated record. NCBI's taxonomy places the organism in Eukaryota, Metazoa, Chordata, Actinopteri, Labriformes, Labridae.
UUAACUCUUCUUGGAUAUCGACUUUCCAAGCUGGGGGAUUUAAUAAUAUAUGUUUGAUUGUUCCAGAUCAGCGUAUCCCCUGGGACUUCCGGAGGAGUUUGCCUUUGUGUCCGUGCUGCGAAUGAGUGGCAGCACCAUCGAUAAGAAGUGGAAUAUCUGGCAGAUGCAGGAUGUGAACGGUAACGAGCAGCUGUCCGUCAGACUCAACGGGGAGUCCAAGGCUCUGGAGUUUACCUUCCCGGUGCAGGGCAGCAGGAGGCAGACUGUCGUUUUCAGCGACGCGUCUUCUCUUUUCAACGACCAAUGGCACACAGUCCUGCUCAACGUCAGCACGCGCUCUGUCACCCUGUUCGUGGACUGCGUCAUGGUCGGUUCUCAAACUGUGCAGCCGCGACAAAAAGUCAGACUGGAUGGCUUCACGUUGAUUGGGAAGCUCAAGGACAACCCAGUGGUGCCAGUUCCGUUUGAACUCCAGUCGAUGAUGAUUCACUGUGACGUGACGCGAGCCCGGGCGGACGUUUGUCGUGAUCUCCCAGCCAGGACAUCGACGGAUGUGACCGAGGUGCAGAGGAGUCAAGGACCUGCUGGCCCUCCUGGACCUGCAGGUGUCCCGGGAAUUGAUGGCGUUGCUGGGGAAAGAGGAGACGAUGGCGAGGAGGGUCUUCCUGGGCCUGAUGGAGAUGCGGGUAAACUGGGCUCUUCGGGACUACCUGGAAUUCCCGGGAACGAUGGUCUGACCGGCCCUAUUGGAGACCCCGGACCCGACGGCCCCCUCGGACAGAAAGGGGAACCUGGAAAAUCUGGACCUCGUGGAGCAGCUGGUGUUGGGCAAGAUGGACCCCCGGGACCACCCGGGUCUGGAGGACUUACAGGAGAAGGUGGAAAAGGUGGACCACCUGGGGCCAUGGGUGUGAGAGGACCACAAGGACCUCGCGGAACAACAGGGCCCCGAGGUGCAGCUGGAAUGCUGGGCAGUGCCGACCUGUGUACAAACUCAUGUCCACCUGGGACUCCUGGACAUCCUGGCCUUCCUGGCAUGAAGGGCCACAAAGGUGUAAAAGGUGAAGCAGGGGAACCUGGGAAACAAGGGCACAAGGGCGAGGAGGGAGACCAGGGAAGUCCAGGGGAGGUCGGAUCCCAGGGACCAAUGGGUCCUCAGGGAAUACGUGGAGCCACAGGAAUGAUGGGUUCCAAAGGAGAGCUGGGAGCUCGAGGUCUGGACGGAGAGCCUGGUCCUCAGGGUGUUGCCGGGGCAACUGGAGAUCAAGGCCAGAGGGGCGUGAUGGGUGAGCCGGGGCCUAAAGGUGAACUGGGCGUUCUAGGGGCAAGAGGGAUCACCGGUCUGCCAGGUCCCAAGGGAGACGCUGGGUUGCCGGGCGUGGAUGGUCGUGAGGGUAUUCCUGGGAUGCCUGGAGCAAAGGGAGGCAUUGGGAAGGCAGGCGUUCCUGGAGAGGUUGGACUUCAGGGGCUUCCUGGUUUGCCUGGUUCACCCGGACCGAAAGGCUUGAGCGGCUCUAAGGGAGAUGUUGGUCAGUUGGGCCUUUCUGGAACAAUGGGAUCUGCCGGCAAAACAGGUGAGCGUGGAGAGCAGGGAGAGGUGGGACCUGUGGGACCCAUCGGUGAAUCUGGAGAUAUUGGAGUGAAAGGCCCCUUAGGUCCAGCCGGAAAGCCAGGUGCAAGGGGACCUAAAGGUGACCCCGGCCUGCCUGGUCUCCCUGGUCCUCAUGGUCUGCCCGGGAUGAAAGGAGAGAGGGGAGAGCGUGGAGAAGCAGGACCUAGAGGAGAGCAGGGAGUUCAAGGUGAUGAAGGAAAUCCUGGCGACAAAGGGGAAUUUGGUGAGACCGGAGAAGCUGGAGCUAAAGGAGAGGUCGGUAACCCUGGAGAGCCUGGUAGACGGGGCCCGGAGGGAAGUCGAGGGCAGCCUGGCAUCGAGGGGCCACCCGGCUCACCUGGACCACGGGGCAUGCAGGGGAACAGGGGAGCAACCGGAGUUAGAGGGACCCAGGGUCCCGCGGGAAAAGAGCCGAGUGAUCAACACAUCAAACAAGUUUGCAUGCGAGUUAUGCAAGAACAACUGGCUCAGUUAGCUGCUAGUUUAAGGAGACCUGAGUCUGGCGUGGCUGGUUUACCUGGAAAACCUGGACUUCCAGGACCUCCUGGGGCACCGGGAGACAAUGGCUUCCCUGGGCAGUCUGGAAUAAGAGGACUCCCAGGACUCAAAGGGCCGCCAGGAGCUUUGGGAGUGAAAGGACCCAAAGGUGAAAUUGGAGACAGGGGUUCCAGAGGGCCCACUGCACGAGGACCUAAAGGUCAGCCAGGAGCUCCUGGACUUCCUGGUGAGCCGGGCAAACCGGGCUACGGUCAGGAUGGUCGGGACGGACAGAGGGGACCCCCAGGUACUCACGGGCUGCCAGGUGUACCCGGUCCUCCCGGAUCAGCUGGUCCUAAUGGUUACUGCGACCCGUCAGCCUGCAACCUCCAGGCAGGAGCCGCCCACCAGUCUCUGGAUGUGAAGGGACCUGCAGGGAACUAGGAGACACUGUGGCAGAGACAGACAGACUGUUUGAUUAGCUCCCCCCGAGCACACAACAUUUUUUCACACCGUCUUCCAAAGGGCUGCUGGUUGCUGUGGUGUCUUCAAUCCAUUAACCUCUAGUCCUGUGAGCAUGUUUUUGUGCAAGCCACACGUCCAUCAGAAGGAGCCAGCAUCUUCGAGUUUUGGAAAAACACAAAACAUUGUGCUUUUAUACACUGCAAAACUCUAGCUGGUUCCAGUGUGUUUUUCUUACCUGAGAGAUGUUUGAUACUUUCAAGACAGUGCUCUUCCUGUUUUUAAGACAAUAUGAAAUGACCAGAAAUGUUUAUUUAUCCCACCCUCAUGUUCCUCUGUCUGCAUUUCUUCUCAUUUUCUCCUCCCAAACUGUUUUCUUAAUUUAAAACUCCAAAAAAGACAUUUACAAUAACGACUCAAAGUAAAUCAGAGUCGUCAAAGGACUUUUUAAAUUGAUCUCGCUAACGUACCAAAGAUAAACCUGAUGACACCUCACUUUGUUUUGAUUGUUUUUGUACAUGUCAACACGUCCAGCAGUUCUAAAAAAAAAAAAAGGAGGGAGGAUGAAAUGUCACAAGUCACACUGACUUCAGUUUAUGUUGUAAAUCUGUAAAAAAAAAAAUAAAAGUGUUGAAUUGUGGUUAAUUAUAUUUCCUACAAAACCA